Molecule: messenger RNA, 2515 nt
Organism: Nanorana parkeri
Lineage: Eukaryota; Metazoa; Chordata; Amphibia; Anura; Dicroglossidae
Gene: IL17RD
Product: interleukin 17 receptor D
Exons: 14
Coding region: 1-2211 (736 amino acids)
Molecular function (GO): interleukin-17 receptor activity
Source: RefSeq, a predicted model, not a curated record
AUGAAGAGGCCAAAGAUGCUGAACUCAGAAGCAGGCCAGAAGAAGAUGGGAGUGCUGACAUUACAUCGCUGGAGUGGAUUGCUUGCAAGAUUUUUUGUGAUGCCCUGUAUAGACACUGAAUGGAAGUUGCUGCCUAAGGGAUUCUCUCUCUUUAACAAAAUCAACGGACAACCCAAUAUCACAUUCCGAUAUGACAACUGUACAGUCAAUUUUGGCGGGAAGCACCUUAUAGCGGACAUGCAGAACAUAACCAUCAGCCAAUACGCUUGCAACGACCAGGUGGCUGUUAGUGUAAUGUGGACAGCUAGUCCUACUGGCAUCGAGUAUCUGAAAGGUUUUCGCAUUAUUCUGGAAGAACUAAAAUCCGAGGGGCGGAUGUGUCAGCAGAUGGUGCUCAAGGACCCAAAGCAGCUGAAUUCCAGCUUUAAAAAAGUUGUUAUUGAGACCCAGCCAUUCAUGAACCUGAAGUUUGAAACAGAUUACUUUGUGAAAAUUGUCCCGUUUCCGUCAAUAAAAAACGAAAGCCACUAUCAUCCAUUUUUCUUCAGAACACGCACUUGUGAGACAUUGCUGCACCCAGACAACUUAACCUGCAGGCCAUAUUGGAAACCAAAGAGCGUGAAUGUCACACAGCAAGGUGUCAACAUGCAAGUAUCGUUUGACCACGCUCCUUACAAUUUUGGGUUUAACGCCUACUACGUCAACUACAGAAUGAAGCAUGAUGCCUCCUUUAAACAGAAAGUCUGCAGACAGGUUCUGAACUCCGAUUACACAAACUGUCUGCUACAGAACGUCUCUCCUGGGGAUUAUGUCAUUGAGCUUCUCGAUGACACUAACACAACAAGACGUUCCAUGCAUUACUCACUAAAACCAGUGCAUUCUCCUUGGGCCGGACCCAUCCGUGCUAUUGCCAUUACCGUGCCUUUGGUCAUCAUUUCAGCCUUUGCAACACUGUUUACCGUUAUGUGCCGGAAAAAGCAGCAAGAAAACAUCUAUUCCCACCUUGAUGAGGAGAGUUCCGAGUCCUCCACAUAUGCCGGAAGUCUUCAUGUCGAAAAACCGCGCCCACGGCCAAAAGUGUUUAUUUGCUAUUCCAACAAAGACUGCCAGAAACACAUAAAUGUGAUCCAGUGUUUUGCCUAUUUCCUGCAGGAUUUCUGUGGAUGUGAAGUUUCUCUGGACUUGUGGGAAAACUUAAAAAUUUGCAAAGAAGGUCAGAGGGAGUGGCUGAAACAGAAGAUGAAAGAUUCUCAUUACAUCAUCAUCGUGUGUUCCAAGGGCCUGAAGUAUUUUGUAGAGAAGAAGAAGAAGAAGAACAAGGCCGCCAAUCUUGAUUCUGGGAAAGGGGAGAUCUUUGUGAGUGUCAUGUCCAUGAUCACUGACAAGCUGCCUAAGGCCCAGGGGAGCUCAGAUAGUUCGGACGAUCUAAGUAAAUUCAUCACGGUUUACUUUGAUUACUCAAACGAGAACGACAUUCCUGGGGUUCUUGAUGGAACCAAGAAAUACAAACUCAUGGAUCACCUCCCCCAGCUUUACUACCACCUGUAUUCCAAGGAGAUGAGCUUGCAGGACCAUGACCAGUACCCGACGAACAUCAGCAAGCGCAACUAUUUCCGCAGCAAAGCCGGGCGCUCCUUGUAUGUCGCCAUUUGUAACAUGCACCAGUACAUCGACCAGGAACCAGACUGGUUCGAAAAGCAGCAUGCUCCAUCUCAGUCUCCUGUUUUGCAUUGCCAGGAACCGGUGAUGGAGAAAUUUGACUCGGGCCUAGUGUUAAAUGAUGUUACAGUGAAACAGGUGACGGAGCACGAUCUUCCUGUGCAAGCUGAAGUGCUGACAUCGGCAGACUGUCAUUUACAAGCUCAGAACAAUGAUACUGGGGACGAGCUGGAAGUAGCAGCCACUCAUGUUGAGUGUUGUGUUCUCCAGCCAGUGCUCCAUUCUGUCAAGGUGGUGAACCAGACGGAAAUGCCGCGGGACUCUGGGAUAUACGAUUCUUCCGUCCCCUCUUCUGAGCUUUCCUUGCCAUUAAUGGAUGGACUACUGCCUGACCAGAUAGAAACCUUGUCUAUUGCAGAGAGCAUUUCAUCAUCUUCAGGACUAGGAGAGGAAGAGCCAACGAUCCCCAAAUCGGUCGUGUACAGCGUGUGCAAAGCAGAUCUCCACUGCCACAUUCACCCGGAUGAGCUCCAAGCCAUCGCACCUUUGUAGCUGGUUGGAUUACCUAUUCUGGUAACUAAGGACUGGCUAGCCCCAAUGGCAGUGAAGGCGUUCAUAUGCAUUGCCACUUUAGAAAAGGUUCUGUGAAUGGUCACCACGUCACUGCGGACCCUGAACCUACUUGAAUAUAUGAAAGACAGAAAAGGAACCCCCUUGCCACUUGUUCACAUCACUAGUCUUAGACCUUUGGCUGGUGAACAAGACAGAUGUUGGGGGAUCAGAUGAUAAACUAUCAUGCAGGAUAUUUGAUGUUUACUGCAUGAAUCUGGGGGCAACUAAUUGGGUCCCAUAAUGG